AUGCUCCUCGUUGUUAAGCCCACGCCCGGGGCCGAGUCGCUCCACGGUAUCGACAAUGCUAAGGCCAAGAUCCAGGACAAGGAGUAUAGAAGGGAGAUAACUAGUCUCCUAUGCGCCACCGCUAUACGUAUCUUCCGCAAGCCUGCGCCCGACGUCGAGUCUGCCGACGCGAUCGACUACGUCAAGGCCAAGAUCCGUGACUAG
This is a messenger RNA of Peniophora sp. CBMAI 1063, 204 nucleotides long. Lineage: Eukaryota; Fungi; Basidiomycota; Agaricomycetes; Russulales; Peniophoraceae. The record is from the annotation of a GenBank genome assembly.